AUUGAAACUCAUCCACGGUAAUUUACCGACGUAUAAAAAAUUUUAAGCUCGAAAAUAAAUUUUUUUUAUCGAAAAAUAAAAGACAAAAGGUAUUUUCUGACGCUUUUGGUCUUCAAAUGAACAUGAAAAAUAUUUGAACAAUAUCAUUUCUCUUUAUUACACUCAGUGAUGAUCAGUGCAACUUUGUUAUUUGUUUGACUGUGACAUUGAUAUUUAUGUGAGUUCAUCGAAACAUGGGAGACGCAGCUCUAAAUACUUCAGAGAAUUCUGUUAAUCAAGAUGAACUCAUUCUUCAACAACAACGAAGUAUUGAGAAAGAGAUAUCGGAAUCAAUACCUCUAAUUGGUGAAAAAGAAUCACUGAAAAGUUUAGAACGAGAAUAUGAUGAAGAUGAAGUGUAUUUGUCAAAAGCUAAAUCCUUAGGUCAAAAAUAUUCAUUUAUUAGAAGAACGAGACCUGAUGGCAAUUGUUUCUUCCGUGCUUUUAGUUUUGCUUAUCUUGAAAGACUGUUAGAGAACAAGGAAGAAUAUGAAAAAUUUAGAGAUUUAGCAGCAAAAAGUAAGGAUAAUUUAGUUGCUUUAGGAUUCCCUCAAUUUACUGUGGAAGAUUUUCAUGAUACUUUUAUGGAAGUUAUUGAUAAAGUUGAAGGUGGUUCCGAAGCUAGUUACACAGAGUUAUAUAAAUUUUUCAAUGAACAAGGGUACUCUGACUACAUUGUUGUAUAUCUUAGAUUGAUCACAUCUGGCCAACUUCAAAAAGAAGCUGAUUUUUAUCAAAAUUUUAUUGAAGGAGGUCGAACAGUUACUGAGUUUUGUCAUCAGGAAGUUGAACCAAUGUAUAAAGAAUCUGAUCACAUCCACAUUAUUGCCAUGAGUACAGCUUUAGGAACUGGAGUUCGAGUUCGGUACAUGGAUAGAGGAGCUGGAACGGAAGUAGUAGCACAUGAUUUUCCUGAAGGAGCAACACCAUCAGUUCAUUUAUUAUAUCGUCCAGGCCAUUAUGACAUUUUAUAUCCUUGAUAAUAAUAUUAAUAUUGAUAAACAAACCAUCAACAUAAUUUUGCUUAAUAUUCUAAUUAAUUUUUCAAUAAAAUUUGUUUUCACAGGAUA
Molecule: messenger RNA, 1109 nt
Organism: Chelonus insularis
Lineage: Eukaryota; Metazoa; Arthropoda; Insecta; Hymenoptera; Braconidae
Product: ubiquitin thioesterase otubain-like
Exons: 5
Coding region: 234-1019 (261 amino acids)
Biological process (GO): protein K48-linked deubiquitination
Cellular component (GO): nucleus
Molecular function (GO): cysteine-type deubiquitinase activity; ubiquitin binding
Source: RefSeq, a predicted model, not a curated record